AUGAACAACAACCUCCAGUCAUCUUACAGUGCCUUGACCCUUCAGAGAUUUGGGAUAUUGACCGUGGGCCUGGGGAACCUGGGACUCUUGUUCUCUAGGUUAUUUGUGAUACUGCUUCUGCAGAUUUCUCUUUUUGAGUAUCACAUGGUGAAAAGUCCUUGUCAUAUAGAAAGAGCUUACAGUCCCACAUAUAGAAAAGAAGGGGAUUUAAUCAUAGGGGGCUUCUUCUCCUUGUAUCAGAAGUCAACGCGACCAUAUGACAAAUAUUUCUUCCAAAGUCCUCCCAUCUGGAUUGCUCCAGAAACACAGGUAUUACGCAAACAUUACCAACAUAUGCUGGUUUUCCAAUUUGCUGUGGAUGAGAUCAACAAGAACUCCAAUUUGCUGCCAAACAUAACCUUGGGAUACCAGUUGCUCAAUAACUUCCAUCAGGCCAGACUAGCUGUGGAGAGCUCCUUGAUAUGGCUGUCAAGGCGGGGUCCAACCAUCCCUAACUACAGCUGUGACAGGAAACCCAAUUCAGUGGCUGUCAUUGGAGGGAUGUCAUCUACACUGUCCACGUCCAUGGCCACCAUUCUCAAACUUUAUAAAGUUCCACAGAUCACCUAUGGCUUAUUUGAUCUUCUCCUGACUGAUAAGAUCCAGUAUCCAUAUGUCUAUCAGAUGGGCAACAGGGAAUCCACUCUUCACCUAGCAUUCAUCCAACUGAUGCUCCAUUUUGACUGGACUUGGGUGGGACUGGUUCUUUCAGAUAACACACGAGGGGAAAAUUUCUUCAGGGAUCUGAAAGAGGAGAUGGACAGGAAUGGUCUGUGUGUGGCCUUAAAGGAAAGCGUGCCCCCAGUCUUUAAUGGUGAAGACUAUUACAAACUCUCUUCUAAGAUCAUUGCAUCAUCAUCAAAUGUGAUUUUCAUCUAUGGAGAUACAGACUCCCUUCAAGAUCUUGCAAAUGCAUUCAUGGCUUAUGUACUUUAUGGGAAAAUGUUGGUUUCAACCACUUCUUGGGAUUUUUCUUUUGAUAGCAAUUUGGAAAUGCUUACCUAUUUUCAUGGUACAAUACUAUUUUCUCAUUCCCAGAUGGAGAUUCUUGGUUUCACAGAUUUUGUAAGAAGCCUGAAUCCCAGUGUGAACUCUGAGGACAUUUUCCUAAAGAGUUUCUUUGAGUCAUUCUCUAUGUGCAGAGCUUCAGCAAAAAGUCAAUUAGAAAUGUCAGAUACUUUGUGCCCAGAAGGUGUUUCCUGGAAAAAUUUACCUUUUAAAAAUUUUAACAAGCUCAUUAUGGAACUGAGUUUUAAUGUUUACAAUGCGGUAUAUUUAGUGACCUAUGCUCUCCAUCAAAUGCUCCAGUCUGGGGCAAAAGAGACACAAGAACUCAGAAAAAACUCAGAUCUUUCUUGGAAGCUCCACCACUUCCUGAAGUCCACCAGUCCUGUCAAUAGUGCCAGUGAUGAGUCAUGUGGGGAUGGAGACAAGACGACUGCUGAGACAUAUGAUAUCCUGAAUUAUAAAUACUUCUCUUUCCGCACUGAGGUACUUGUGAAAGUGGGUGAAGUGACUCCUCAUGAUCAGGAGUUCAGCAUUAAUGAAGAAGAUAUAGAUUGGCCAGAAGAUUUCUCUCAGACUCCAACUUCCAUGUGCAGUCUAAAGUGUGAACCUGGAUUCAAGAAGACAGUACUUGAAGGCCAGCCCAUCUGCUGCUUUGAUUGUACCCCAUGCCCUGAAGGACACAUUUCCAACCAGACAGACGCAGAGCAAUGUCUGCAGUGCCCUGAAGAUGAGUACCCAAGUAUGGAGAGAGAUCGAUGCGUCCCCAAGACUGUGACCUUCCUGGCCUAUGAAGAACCCGUUGGGAUGACUCUGGUCUGGACAGCUCUCUGCUUCUCCCUCCUCACUGCUCUGGUCCUUGGAAUCUUUGUGAAGCAAGACACCCCCAUAGUCAAAGCCAAUAACCGCAGUCUCAGCUACACUCUUCUGGGCUCCCUCAUCCUCUGCUUCCUUUGCUCCUUGCUCUUCAUUGGGCAUCCUACCACAGCCACCUGCAUCCUGAGACAAACCACAUUUGCAGUUGUGUUCACAGUGGCUAUUGCCUCCAUUUUAGCUAAAACCAUCACUGUGGUUCUGGCUUUCAAGGCCACAAAACCAGGGAGCAAGCUCAGGAGGUGGCUGGGCACCACGGCAUCUUCUUCUCUCAUUUUGAUCUGUACUCUAAUUCAAAUAUGUCUCUGUGGCAUCUGGCUUGGGACUUAUCCCCCAUUCCUGGAGAUGGAUGUACAUGCUGAGCCUAGCUUCAUCAUCAUUCAGUGUAAUGAGGGCUCCAUCCUCACCUUCUACUGUGUCCUGGGCUACAUGGCCAUGUUGGCCUUGGGCAGCUUCACAGUGGCUUUCUUUGCCAGAAAUCUUCCAGACACAUUCAAUGAAGCCAAGUUCCUGACAUUCAGCAUGCUUGUAUUCUUCAGUGUCUGGAUAGCCUUCCUGCCCACAUAUCAGAGCACCAAGGGCAAGGCCAUGGUGGCUGUGGAAGUCUUUUCCAUCUUGGCCUCCAGUGCUGGGAUUCUCACUUGCAUCUUUGCUCCUAAGUGCUAUGUGAUCCUUCUCAGGUCAGACAGAAAUACCUUGGAGAUACUGAAAAAGAAAUCCAAUCUCUAA
This is a messenger RNA of Vombatus ursinus (common wombat), 2646 nucleotides long. Its product is annotated as vomeronasal type-2 receptor 26-like. Gene Ontology annotation, biological process: G protein-coupled receptor signaling pathway. Gene Ontology annotation, cellular component: membrane. The record is from RefSeq and is a predicted model, not a curated record. NCBI's taxonomy places the organism in Eukaryota, Metazoa, Chordata, Mammalia, Diprotodontia, Vombatidae. Gene Ontology annotation, molecular function: G protein-coupled receptor activity.